Molecule: messenger RNA, 426 nt
Organism: Symbiodinium natans
Lineage: Eukaryota; Dinophyceae; Suessiales; Symbiodiniaceae
Source: the annotation of a GenBank genome assembly
AUGUUCUUCACCCAAAUGCAAGGUCAGGACUCAGCAGCCCUGCAAGCUGCUUUUAGCUGCUAUACUCAAUUGCCCAAAGACGACAUGUCCACACGACAGUCUCUACAGUGCUGUCAAGUGACGCAUCGCUUCAAGGCCUGGUCUCUGCUCCCUUCCCGGGAGCUUCCACGCGCUGUCGAAGUCCCAGCCGUCCAACAUGACUUUGGCCUGAUCCCGCAGCAAGGAACCAGCAAGCAAAAAAUCAGAGUGCCACAUGAGGACCGUGCAGCCAUGACGGAGGACAACUCAGCGUCGCAUGGCGCCGAGAACUUGUCGCAGAUCUUCUGGCAGUACUGCAAGAAGUCCUUCGCCGGAUACGUCUUCGGCGUAUCCAUGGCCUGCCGCAUCCUGCCGCACACAGCACGCAGUCGGAUGACAGACACCUAG